Messenger RNA from Osmerus eperlanus (European smelt), 2235 nucleotides. RefSeq names its product rho GTPase-activating protein 24-like. The record is from RefSeq and is a predicted model, not a curated record. The transcript is spliced from 2 exons. Bases 225 to 1235 code for a protein of 336 amino acids. Lineage: Eukaryota; Metazoa; Chordata; Actinopteri; Osmeriformes; Osmeridae.
ACACACCUGCUCCUGUGCACGGCUCAGUGCAGUCUCCGUCUCUGACACAAACAACCUGGCUACCGCAUUCUGCCUCAAGGCUACAGCAGACAUCCAGCCGGUAGGGGGGCUUCCACUCUCCUUUCUCCCCGGGACGCGUCACCUGCUGCUGGGUACAGCUGGCACCGAGCCUCCUCCAGACCUCCAUGUUUUGCUGAAAGGACCCUGGUCCUGCAAGCUGGGUCAUGGAGCUGCACUGUCUUCCCACAGAGACCCCGACCACCACCACCAGCUCCUGCUCUACACCCCCCCGCCACUACUGCCCAGCCCUGGCCCAGAGAGGGGGGCGGAGGGAGAGGCGGGGCCUCUGUCCUGCUGGAAGCAAACCCCCUGACCCCUCCCUCGCUGGCCGGACCCCAGCUGGGGCUGUGGUUCCCACACUGGGCUGGGGGGCUGGGGGAGGGCCUGGCCUGCAUCCAGACUACCACGGGCUGGGUGUGAACACAGCAGAGAGAGGAAGAGAGAGAGAGGAAGGAGGAGAGGAGGAGAGACAAGGGAGUGCGGACAUCAGUUGGGAGGAAAACCAGAGUGCCCUCUCAGUUUACGACAACCUUGUUGCCGUGACGCCCGUCCAGGACACUUCCCUGGAAGCCGUUGACAUGGAAACCAGCGCCACCCCAGCGAUAGGUUUCCCGGACGUCCAGGUUUCGGCUCUGCUGGAUGAUGGGGCGGUCAGCGAGGCCAGCAGUUCCUGGUCCUCCUGUGAGAUACUGCUGGCAGGGAGCAGUGCCAGCAACAGACCUAACCAGGACCAGGACCAAGACCAGGACCUGGACCAGGACCUGGACCUGGACCAGGACCCGGUGGCACCUGUGCACCCCAGCCCCCCCGUCACUCUGGGCAUGCCCCCGCCCCUGCCCCUGGCGGACCCCUCGGCCAGCGCCCUCCGCAGCCUCCUCACCAGCCUGCACCAGCAGAUUGGUAGACAGAGAGAGGACUACGAGGCUCGCAUACACAGUCUGGAGCAGAGGAACGAGGCCCUGCUGGGGGAGGUACAGGGUCUGAAGGCCAACCUGUUCCAGCAGCAGAGCUGGUACCGGGCGGUCCAGUCCAGGAUCGAUGAGUGUGAGCGGGCCCGUGGCGCGGCCGAGCAGAGGAACAGGGAGCUGCAGAGGGAGAUGGAGCAGUUCCUGGACACCUUCGGAGAGCUCAACCACGAGGCCAAGAAGACGGAGAGCAUCGUCAGGGGCUUCUGAGACACCCCACACACACACACAUGCGGACGGUGUAGCGGUACACACUCACUGACUCGUAACUCUCUCUCUCUACCUGUGUGUAGGACAUGUUAUUAACUGUGACUUAUCACAGGCUGGAGUCGUCUUUAUUAGUGGGGGGGCACAGAUGAAAUGGGGGGGGGGGGGUUCAAUCACACAGGACAUCCUGGAAAUGACACAUUAAUAGUGAUGAUGAAAACCAAGCAUGAAAUGUGGAGUGUUUACAACACAGCGCUCCGACAUGGUUAAAAAAACAAGAUGGCCUAAGCCAGUUUAGCUCAGUCCUCGUCCAACAGGAUUCAGGGAGAGAGCGAGUCAGCCAAUCCCCUGGUCAUUUAAGGCAUGAUGGAUGAAUAAGGUUGUCAUGGUUUCUGAGAAAGAAAACAUUGUCUAGUGAUGUUCUGUCCUCACAUCUCUGACCAAUCACAGCUCAACAGUCCGCCUGCUUCCUUCAUUCUCUACGGGUUCUUGGAACUUUCCACAAAGUCCAGAAUUCCACAGAGGGUUCUAGAGAACAUUCAGUGUAGUUCCUCUGCUUCCGGGUCCAGGGGCUUCACAGGAUUGGCCGAGGCCUGCCCAUGUGAUUGUCCUGUGCGAUGAGGAUGAAGGCAACACAGUACACUGGUGUACACACACACACACACACACACACACUUCUUACAAGAGAAAAGCAAAAUGUUUCUCCCAAAAAAAUAUUCUUUCAGAAUAAAUGACCACGUUACUGGAAGAGGGAACAUCUCUCCAACAGUAUGAAGAGGAUCUGGUAGACCUCCAUGCAGCUUUAACAAUACUAACCCUAUCUGACUGUUUUAAAUGUGUUAGCAUUCUAACAUGCCUCACCUUAUAAUUGUUUCAAGGAGUUCUAGAACUAAUGGAAUAGUCUGGAGAAGGCCUGUGUUCUGUGGUCACGGGGGCCAUACAUGGUUAUCAAAUGUGUGCAACACUUUGCAAGAAAACAAAAAAAUAAAUACAAUUACAUUGA